This is a messenger RNA of Humulus lupulus (European hop), 615 nucleotides long. Its product is annotated as PHD finger protein EHD3-like. Lineage: Eukaryota; Viridiplantae; Streptophyta; Magnoliopsida; Rosales; Cannabaceae. The transcript has 2 exons. The record is from RefSeq and is a predicted model, not a curated record. Bases 1 to 615 code for a protein of 204 amino acids.
AUGUAUCACAUAUCCUGCAUUGAACCAGCUGUUGAAGAGAUUCCCCCAAAAAGUUGGUAUUGUGCUGCUUGCACUGCCUGUGGAAUUCGUUCACAUCGUGAAAAUUGUGUGGUGUGUGAGAGGAUGAAUAAGACUGUGGUUAAGGGUGUUGGUAAUGGAAGUUCUUGUACAAAUGAAGAGGCACUUGAACUGGGUGAUGAUUCAAACUGUGGUACAGGUGAAGAAAAAGCAUCAAAAAAGAGUGAAAGGAUAGAGCGCUGUAAAAUUUGUGACAGUGAGAUACGAGAAGAUGAUGAUGAUAUCAUUAUAUGUGAUGGCUGCGAUUGUGCGUACCAUAUCUAUUGUCUGAAACCAGAACUGACUAGUUUUCCAAAGGGACAGUGGUUUUGCAGAUCGUGUGCAGAUAAAUUUCACGCAAUAAGGACAGCAAAAAGGGCAUAUGAGAAUUCUGAAAACAAACAAAAAAAGAAACGCAGUGAAAGAAUAAUGACAUUUGAAAAUCAUGGAAAGUGGAAAAGUAAAGGAAUCAUGGGAUCAGAUAAAGGUGGAGGAAUGGAGAUGCUGUUAACUGUAGUCAAUACUCUUAACUAUGAAGAGGAUUUGGCUGGCAUUUAG